GAGGCAUCUGGAUCAGUCCACUUUGUAGUGUUUUGACGUACACAAGUUGAGAUUUUGCGUCGCGUCUUGAAAUUCUAGUAUUUUCUGGGUUAUCGUGUGUUUUUCAUUGCAUACCAUGUUUGCGGCUUCCCCGCUGAAUGUCACCAAUUCCUUUGGAGGAGCUCCACAGACAACUAAUGUGAAUCCCAUGAAGGAUUUCGAGGUAACAUCUCCGCCCGAAGACACUGUCUCCUGCAUGGAGUUCAGCCCGGCAAGCGUGGCUCAGAAUUUCUUGAUAGCCGGCAGCUGGGAUAGCUGUGUGAGGUGCUGGGAGGUGGAGAUGACCGGAAAGACCGUACCCAAGCAGAUGAAGACAAUGGGGGGCCCUGUACUGGAUGUCUGUUGGUCAGAUGAUGGUGGAAAGGUGUUUAUUGCAUCUUGCGACAAGCAAGUCAAAUGCUGGGAUCUUGCUUCUGAUCAGAUGGUUCAAGUGGCAGCCCAUGAUGCUCCUGUAAAGACUUGUCACUGGGUCAAGGGAUCCAACUACACGUGCCUCAUGACAGGAUCUUGGGAUAAAACCCUCAAGUUCUGGGACACACGAUCCCCCAAUCCCAUGAUGGCCAUCACUCUUCCCGAGAGAUGCUACUGUGCCGAUGUGGACUACCCAAUGGCAGUGGUGGGAAUGGCUCAGCGUGGUCUUAUCAUCUAUUCGUUGGAAAAUAAACCCACGGAGUACAAGAGGCAGGACAGCCCUCUCAAGUAUCAACACAGGGCAGUUAGCAUCUUCCGGGACAAGAAAAAGACUCCCGUGGGAUAUGCCUUGGGAUCUAUUGAAGGACGUGUGGCCAUUCAGUAUGUAAAUCCGACCAAUGCCAAGGACAACUUCACAUUCAAAUGCCAUCGUUCCAAUGGGAAUUCCGGAUAUCAGGACAUUUACGCUGUCAAUGACAUUGCUUUCCAUCCGGUUCAUGGGACUCUGGCCACUGUUGGGAGCGAUGGGACCUUCAGUUUCUGGGACAAGGAUGCCCGAACCAAGCUCAAGUCAUCGGAGACCAUGGAUCAGUCCAUCACAAAGUGCUGCUUCAAUUCCAACGGGCAAAUAUUUGCCUACGCCAUUGGCUACGACUGGUCCAAGGGGCAUGAGUACAAUCUCAAUCACAAGACCUACAUCUGCCUCCGACCCUGCUACGACGAGCUCAAGCCCCGAGCCAGCUCCUAAAAACCUCCAUUUCAAUGAGAGAUCAAAUAAAAAAUACCAGAAAUUUUCUCAUCUACAAUCAA
Phlebotomus papatasi is the source of this 1260-nucleotide messenger RNA. It is a transcript of the gene Rae1, whose product is annotated as protein Rae1. Bases 116 to 1198 code for a protein of 360 amino acids. Gene Ontology annotation, biological process: transcription-dependent tethering of RNA polymerase II gene DNA at nuclear periphery; RNA export from nucleus. NCBI's taxonomy places the organism in Eukaryota, Metazoa, Arthropoda, Insecta, Diptera, Psychodidae. The record is from RefSeq and is a predicted model, not a curated record. Gene Ontology annotation, molecular function: RNA binding; ubiquitin binding. The transcript has a single exon. Gene Ontology annotation, cellular component: nuclear pore.